This is a messenger RNA of Chelmon rostratus (copperband butterflyfish), 10014 nucleotides long. It is a transcript of the gene luzp1, whose product is annotated as leucine zipper protein 1. The transcript is spliced from 8 exons. Bases 545 to 3979 code for a protein of 1144 amino acids. Lineage: Eukaryota; Metazoa; Chordata; Actinopteri; Chaetodontiformes; Chaetodontidae. The record is from RefSeq and is a predicted model, not a curated record.
UCUGAAACGAGCCAGGGAGGGGAAUAUCCGAGAGGAAAGGACCGACCAAAGUGAUUUUGGGAGAAGGGGGAAACCGAAAACGCAUUCCCCCCUCUGUCGCCUCCAGCUCUCCGGUCGGAUCUGAGGAUAUGUGGAUGAACUUGUCCGCGCCGUGUCGGCAGCAGCGAGUCCCACCGUCCGCAUGAGCUCAACCCGUGUGAAGUUGUGGAUUUACCGUCGUGUUUUCGGGACCCGGCGGCGGAGCGGCUGAGGAUGGAGAUUUUGGGAAGAGGAGCUUAACAUGCAACGCACAAAAGGAUGACUCUAAAAUAUGACAGAUUCGUCUGCUAAACACCACUCUGAGGCAACUUCAAAGUCUUAAAGUGAUAGUCACAAACACAAAACAAGACGGACCACAGAGAGAAAAGAGUAUUUCCCCUAGAACCUAAGGGACUUGAUAUUACUACCACACAAAUGUGGACCUCCCAAAACGUUGUCAUCAAAUAAUCUGAACAACAAAAUAAAGCAGCAGCACAGCAGUUAUAACUUGAAGAACUUUGUAGCCAUGUCUGACCAUAAAGACAUGACACAUCGCCACUUGCGGCACAAGCUACAGAGUCUCGGCCGAAGACUCGAUGAACUGGAAGAAGCAACCAACAAGCUGCAGAAGUCUGAGGAUGAGCUACUUGACCUGCAGGACAAAAUCAUCCAGGCAGAAGGCAGCAACUCAUCCCUGCUUGGUGAUGUGGAGGUCCUGAGGAAACAUCUCUUAAAGAUCCAGGGUAAAGAUGAGGAGGUACGCAAAGCCGAGGACCUCUGUCGCACAGUCAGAGAGAAACUGGAAGAGGAGGAAAGCCUUACAAAGGACCUACGGGCAGAGAUUGAGCGUCUACAACGGAGGAUGGCCGAACUAGAGAAACUGGAAGAAGCUUUUGGGAAAAGCAAGUCUGACUGCAGCCAGCUCUGCCUAAGCCUCAAUGAGGAGAAGAACUUGACUAAGAAGCUCUCGUCUGAAUUGGAGGCUCUCAAAGCACGUUUGAAGGAGGUGGAGGGGUCUGAGACAAAACUGGAUAGGGCAGAGCAGGCUUUGGCUAUGGAGCUUGAGAAACUCAAAGGGUUCACCCAGACCUUUGUGAAUGAGCGUAAGAGGCUACUAGAGAAACAGAGAGAGGACGAGAAGAUCAUUUUAAAGUUGACAGAAAAACUGGAGCACCAGAAGAACCGCCUUGGCAUGUCGGCAGACACUGGUCGUACAGAUUUCAUUAGGUCACGAAUUGAGGAUGAGCUAUCAUCCACAGGGCUUCUCACAAGUAAACUGACGGGGCGCAAGAAGAGCCUUGACUACUUGAAGAUGGCUGAUGACAACAUUGGCCAUGUGAACAAAUCUGAGAAUGAGAAGAACAUUGGUCUCGAGGGCUCACAGGAGGAGGACAACAAAGUAAAGGAGCUGACACAAGAAGUAGAGAGGCUGAAGAACCGUCUUAAACAGCUGGAGAUAGUGGAGGAGGAUCUAAAGAGCUCGGAGUCCAAACAUGGCGAACUUCAUGAGAAGUUCCAGAUGGAACGAAACAGGACUCGCCAACUAAGCGAGCAGGUGGAACAGCUCAGGACGCAGCUGGGCGGAAAAAGUGGAAUUGGAAGAAAUGGAACCAGUACUGUGGAUAAGCACGGCAACGGAGCUACUAACAUUUGCCCCAGCAGCCCUGCUAAGGUCCUUGAAAAUGGCAAAGCUGAGAAUGAAGAGAUUAUUUUGAAGGGAGGUUUCAGACAAGAGAAGCCCAAAUAUAGGAGUGCUGCAACUGUGUCAGAACCGAGUUCCCCGAAACACAGGAACAGGGAGCUCUCUCCUCAGCAUAAGAGAGAGACCAAGCUGAGGAACAAAGAGCUAAGCCACUCAGAGGAGAGCUCUCCCAAGUCCAUGAGGAGAGCCCUCAGUCCUGCUCACAAGAGUAGAAGGACACCCAAAAACCCAACUACUGCAAUUUCAUCUGAUAACGGAUUAAGAGACACAGGGCGAGGAACUGAGGAAAAAACAAGAGGAGCCACUGGCUCUGUAAACACACCUUCAAGUGAUGCAAAAAAAGCAUCUGUUCUUAGUCGCUACCCUCCAGCAGCUAAUGACCAGAAGCCACUGAGGACAGUUCACAAACAGACUGAUGGGGAGACUAAAAAGAGCAGAGUAGAAAAGUUUUCAAAAUUAUAUGUUGGUAGUGAUAGUGAAUCAAACAACUCUGAUGUAGUGCCUGAGAGUUCCAGUAACAUCAACAGUUCAUCUGUUUUAGAAAAGGACACAGCGUCUGCCUCAGAUCAAGAAUCAACAGACCAGGUUCAGGAUUCAGUUGCUGUAUCUGUUGCCUCCACGCUGUCCAAAGCCAAUGGAUCCUACACAGCCUACAGAUCCCAUGUCACUCCACUGCUAUCUAACGACCAGGCAUCAGAGGGUCAUUCAUCUGCCUCUGAAACAGAGUCUACUGGUUCAAGGCCCUCUGAACCAGAGCCUGUAACUGAGACGACUACUACAACUGGAACCAGUAGGACUGCAACCUCCAGAUAUCCUAGAUACUCCCAUGUCCAUGAAUCUCAUUCAGAGGGUUCUUCUACCAGGAGCUCGUUUGAUGAGGAACUCCACAGCAGAACACCAUUAGCCGAGGGAGGCCACCAGGGGUCAACACAUACUGCAUCUGGGAUUGAGAUCCAGCGAGUAUGCAGCCCACGUGAGGCACUUAGGUCAAAAGCUGUCAUCAAGCCAGCCAUCGUUGAGAUUGACCGUAAGGAAGUGAUGAUUUCAGAACCUUUGUCUACAAAUGGAAAACCCAAAAUCUCUACCAAACCUAUCGUGACCACCACUAGUAAAAUGACCAGUAGUAUAACCAUCUACCCCAAUGACCCAAGCUCUUCCAGAACUAGCAGUCGCAGCAGCAGUGUGUCCAGUGAACCGUUACCGAUCAAGGAACGUCACACCUCGACCAGUAACAUCCUCAUAGGCCCCAGCAGUGAGCACCAUGGCAGCAUCUCCGUCCCAUAUGAGAUCUCCAUUCCCAAGAGCGAGAUCACCAUACGGCCGUGCCAGGACCAGGACUAUGGGAUGGACAACCACAAUGAUUCCUCAUCGCGGUCCAAACUCCACAACACUUCCAGAGUGGAGACCACCACCAGCCACCUGUGCUGCCAACGCAGCAAUUUCAGCGUCCAGUCCCCAGACACCACCUCUGCAGACUUAAACGACACAGAGUCAGGCUUCGAAAGCAGCAGCAGCAGUAGCACCACCACGGUCACCAGCUGGAGACGCCAAAGACAAACCCAGCACUCCCAAGAAGACAGUUUACCAGACAUGAAGAAUGUGACUGUAAGAAGCACCUGGAGGAACCGGGGCCCUGCAUCUGUGGAUGAGACAGGCCAGGGAAGAGGAAGUACAAGGACGAUGACUGAUGGUGGGUCAGAGGAUGAAGCAGAGGCCGCAACAACAUGGAGGGCUUACCGGGCAACCACCUUCGAUACAGAAGAGAUGAUAAACAGUGGAACAGGAGCUGGCGGGAAUGCUGAGGCCCAGAAGGGAGCCAAGCCGUCCCCUGCAGAGGUGUACAUGCGUAGGAUCAACAGUGUGGUUACUAACACUAGAGAAGUUGAGGAACCAGGGCUUCGCAGAGGCAAACGCUCACAGUCUCCCGCCAUGGAGGCAGGAAGCGGGGGAAGGAUCAUUCCCCACGCACCUGUGACCUCUCAGUCCUGGGGCCGAUCAUACACACAACAACCACAGGCUGCUGAUAGCGCAGAACCCAGUCCAAACCCGAGCCACAGCCCGGCCUCCUGGAGGCGGCAGAUACCCAGCAGCAACUCUCACCACCUGGGGAGCUCUUACGACCGGGCGUCCAAGGCAGCAGGGGCCUCCUCCAGAGGGGACCUCUGGUCCAGUCGGGGUCAAGGAUCGGGGGCCAGAGCUGAGGGGAGGAGCGGAGCAGGGAGCAGACUGUGGAGCCAUCGUCAGGCUGAACAUCACUAGACCCACUGGGUCUGAACAGGACUUCUGCAGCAAAAGGACAGCACUCCAUUAAUCUCUCAAUGGCACAAGGAAGGCCAAACAUCAGUCUCCCAUCAACUAGUGGCUACACCAUUACCACCAUCUCCAAAAGUCAACAUCUACGGCUUUAAUAACAAGCAAAGAAAAGAAAAAUAGCCGUUGCAGCGGUAUAGGACAACAAACCACAGACAUCCUUACUCCGACCCUGAGUGUACGCUGAGACGUGAACGGCUCUUCCGAUCCGGACCUUUCUCUGUCCCAAAAGACGCAUAAAUGGAAAGACGGUGCCCGUACGGUGUUUCGGAGGUCGCCUCGCCAGCCCAUGUAUCCUCUCCUGCUUCUUGUGUUGGAUGUGUUAUAGUGUAAUCCCAAAACUUGACAAGGGAGAGGCCGGCAUGCUGGAGACGGCUGGAGAUUUUCCAGCGUGCCAGAGAGGGUUUAAAGAGAGUUAGAGAAAGAAGGACUCAAGUGUUGAGAAUGCCUUUCUCAGAGGACCAUUGCAGUGACCUCAAUGGAGCCGGAUGUGUCCCCUGCAUCAGAAUUUUAACUGUUUUUCAUAACUGAAAAAAACAACCCGAUCUUCUGUCAACAAACAGCACGAUGGUUAGGACGCCUCUUCAUCUCACAGGGCCGGAUCGUCAUGCAGAAUUCUUCACAAGCUAAAGGAUCUUUACCUUGAAUGUGACCAAAAACAGGAAGCGAAUUACCAUCUUUGCUGACUCGUACCAUGAUAUUCACUUCUUCUUACUGAAGUCACACUUGCUUUGACAUCCGUAUGUGCUUUUUUUCCCCUGAUUUCCUCACACGUAUGUACGCAGAAACCAUACAAACACAUGCACAAACAGCAGGAAAACACAUCCACACAUUAAACUUUUGGUUUAUUUUUAACCCGUGUCUCCACUCCCUGGCAUGCAGCCUCGAUUUAAUUUGGAGAUGUUGAGCAAACAUUUGCAUGUUUCUAAGUAAUAACUGAGGAGCGCUUAAAAGAUUGUGACUCAGCAUGCGCUCUGCUGAGAGGAUUGCUGGUUUGCUGCAUUUAAAGAGCACACACGCACACACAUUACUUCUAACAGGCCGGGACCUUAUUUAUGCUUUUUGUCAUUUUCACCACUUAUUUUGAUUCUUUGUAAUUCGCUUCCUGUUCUGCAUUAUCUUCUUCCUUUCUGCUCAACCAUAUCAAGACAAAUAAAAUCAGAGUUUGCACGCAAUUAAAUGCAAUACACAUGUAGAAAAAAAAAGAAUAACUGGGGAGGCGGGGAGGGGGCAUUGUUUAUAACCUCAAACCAUGCUACAAUUUCCAUGGUGCUUCGUCUUACAGCUGUUGCAAUUGUCCUCAUUCAUGUAUUUUGAAAGAGCCAUAGCGAAAAGGAGUUUCUGUUUUAACUGAACGUUGGACUUUGGAGUACCAGCAAACCUGGCCUGGCAAGGUUGAUAUAUUUUCAGUGCUGUUGUAAAUACUGUGUACAUGCCAGCCAGUCAUAGGAAGACACAAGACUUCCAACCACAAGGAACUGACAGUCCAGCUUGUGUGUGUGACUGGGUUCGCAGUGCGAAUCGUCGCCGCUUCUCUCCAUAUCUAAUUUCUAUAGAGGUGUAUUAUUUUGCUACGUCAUAAAAUAUGAACCUGUGGUUGGUAUAUUGGAGCAAUCUCUCAUUGGCCGGGGCCACUGCAGCAACAGGGGGUGCCAUUGAAACUGAUUUUAGUAGUGUCCGGUAAUAGAAUAAGGUUUUCGUUUAGGUGAAUGGUGCAUAUCGAUGACAGAAACCUCACUGGCGUUGUCAAACUCUUCUGUAAUGUUCGAGUCUCUCCCCAGGCUCCUGCUGGAUUUAAGAUCUGCCACACAAGAGUCAGUGCAGUUUGACAGGCGAUGUAUAGUAAACCUCGAUCCCACAACAGAAUCUAUGAAUGUUGCUAUUGAAUGCAGCUGAGAAUGACCGAUCGCUUGAAUGGCUUAAUGCGCCAGCCCAACAUGACUCUGCUGUAAUGGUUUUCAGUGCUGCGUUGAGUCAGAUCCUGCAGGGGACGGCCUGUUUCACUCUGAGUACGUUUCUCAGCUCUCCUGUAUUCUACCAGCCGCCCAAUAUUUAUUAGUCUCCAUGUAUGUACAGGUUCUUUGAUCGUGCGGGAGCCCAGUCUGUCACCGCUUUGUCACUUUACUGUUUAUGCAAGCAGGAGAUUAUAUGCAAUCAAUAAACUGCCCCCUCCAUGCAAUGUCUGUAACUGUCAGUCAUCACGCUGUGCGCACAAGCAGAGCAGAGGUGAUGACUUUAGUCAUAAAAACUGAAAUGUUUAAUGUCAGAAUGCACAUUUUCACUAAUGUUCCAGUACCUUUACCCUCUGUCAGAAUAAACUACAGUAUGUUCUUCUGUGCCUUGAGAUACAGUAAGAGCGGUAGAUUGUCCCAACACAUCCAGACCGGCAACAUAUUCUUAGACCCGCUGUGCACAUACAUGCAAUACCAAUUGUGAGGUUCUUUUUUUAACUUCAUAUUGUUUUUUUUUGUUGUUGUGAUUUUUUUUUAACAUCAUAAAAGUAUUUUAGUUUAAGCGUAAAAAGAGGUUCUCCGAGGGAACUCCUCCCUGAGGGAUGUCAAAGUUCCCAGAGAAAAAGCUUUUUUUUUUUCAAUCCUAACUUCAAAGUACCCUUUUAAAGAAUAUAGACCGCACCGCCCAAACGGCUACGUCCUUUGGACUUGUCUGUCAGAGUCGCAGGGUGCAGCGCAGGCUCAGAAAGGAUUGCCAUGUGGCCCCUUCACAGCCACUGCUGCCUUUAUGAUAGAGCAAAAACAGACCAGACAUACUGUUCAGAGCUCUUGGUGCACACGCCAAGACCGGAUGAUCAUGUAGCCCUUAUGUGCUUUCUUUGUUGCUGUUUCUAAUACCACCCUUCUCAUUUACCAAGAAAGAAUGUCAUCUCUUCCCCAAUCUCUCAUCUUUUCAGCCGAUUCCAAUUUUCCUUUUAGUAUUUUAGAGAAAUGUCCCUCCCCCUUUCCCUCUUCCUCUGUUUCUCUGCAUCUUCCCUGGAUUCUCAGUUCCUAAAGGGGAAGCUGAGGUGAUGUGUGUUGCUGGUGCAGGGGGUUGUUUUGUUAAAGGCCAGAGGCCUGUCACCAGACAGUGAUGGGCAGCUCCCUGGGUAGCUGAAAGGUUGGAGGUCAGGGCUGCGUCUAAUCCUGUCUUUACGUCUUGACUCAGGGCUUCUAAAUACAGGAGGGAGGAAGACGGACGGCUUGGCAGCGAUGUCCACUUUAGGGAUAAUUAAAACAGACGAGGGUAUCGAGUGUCCAGCUCUGCCUGCCGCUCACGCUGCCGGGCAUACUCAUGGUGUGGUGGGUGCGAGUUGUUAUUAAUAUGUCAGCGAGGGCUCUCGUUUUGAAGCCGGUGUGUUGUAAGCUGCUGCAGAUCCCAGUAAGAAGGCGCCGAAUGACAGAUGUGCACGUGUGAUUGUCGGAGUUGGCGCGCAGGGCCGGACGUGUGUUUUUUUUUUAAAUAGUGGAGGCUGACCUCACUGUGGGUCAGGAUUACUGUAUAUAGCAACUUGGUGAUGCAACCACCUCCACCCUCACCCUGCCUUACUGCUCCCAUAAUGUCCUGGUGUCACCUGUUUCUAUCCACCCAGCAAUAAGACUGCCAUGCAGACAGUCCUACAGUUUCACCCGUCCUCGCUACAACUAUAAGUGCAACCUCUAUCAAUCAUUUGUCUCUUUCACUUUCUCUCACCCUAUAGAGAGUAUUUGAGUCGGGGUCCCAGGAAGAGCCCAGCUGUCGGAAACUGUAGGUUUUAUGACGCGUUGGAUGGUUUCCCUCCCGGAGGCCUGCUUCAAAGAAAUGCAGGGCUUAGGGCGAGGGCAAAGUUGAAACUGCAAACUCUGCUAUGCACGCUGCCUUUCUUCUUUACAAGGCCCCAAAGUACACUAACACCCAACUGUGCAUCCACUCCGUCCACUGGAACCUGGCUGGCCUCUGUGUGCCAGCAUGAAGGAUGAUUUUGAGUUACAUGCCUGCCACUCACAUGUUAAGGUCUUGCGCGUUGCUUCCAGCAGCGAGCGCCUGUAUCGCGUUGACAUAGUGGAAUGUACUGACUGGUCAUCUGGGACUCAAGUAAAGACUUCACAGGUUUCGAGACUUCUAUGACUUUUGUGACACUAUAAAGAAACGGCUGGGGGGCCCUAUUGGAGCUUAUGCCGGUUCCUCUCCUCCCUCAGCGACGGCAGGUUUGCAGAACACUUGUGUAAUUGGUAUGAUAGCUGCUGCAGGAGCAGAAUAUUUAGGACAGGGCUACGAAUGAUUUGCAAAUUCCCACAAGGACGAGUGGUGGUUCAGCAGCGGAGAGAAAGGAGGCUGCUUCCGCUUUCCUGCUCGAAUACCAACUAAAGAGUUAGCAGAAAUCCUCUUAAGUUCUGCUGGUGUGUGUAUAAACAUCCGUUAUUUACAAGUCAUUGUUUUUUUCCUUUUUAUAAAGUAGACUAGAAUGUACUUAGUGGAGAUUGGAGUGGUGGGGCAGAAAUGGCUCGCGGGCAGUGAGCGGGCCCUUGUCCUCAAAGGCCUCCAUUGUGAAGCCAGGGUCAUGGUGUCAUUGGGUGGCGUAGGCUGUAAUCUGCACUUAACCAGCACUUAACUUUAAGACCUCAAACGACUAAUGCCCCCUUAGUCCCCUUUGUCAAAAAGCUUCCUCUUUCGUGUCCCAGAAUUGCGCUUUAACUCUGUUUCAGUAGCCGUUCGCUGAAUGUACCACAGUCACAUGUGUUUUGUGUUUUUUGCACCAGCCAAAUUAGAGUAAUUAAGAAUCAUCUCAGCAGUUAAGGAAAGGAAAUUGGCGUGCGCUCAGCGAAUGAAUCAUGUUUGAACACAUUUUUUUGAGGUAUGGCGCCCUGUUAUGCCUGCAUCUCAGCCUUCUAACGUCGUGCCAAAAUCAUUCCACAGUAUUUCCAGUUUACAGGUAGAGACAGUGCCAGUGCUUCCCCAGGUGGACACCCUGUCUCUAAAAUGCUGAAAAUUAAGGGGAAAUAAUCAAUUUGAGGAUUUCUUUUUUUCUGCUUAUGUAUGUUUUUAUUUCUUUGUUAAACAAAAGAUGUCUUAUUUUGGAAGCUAUAUCGGAUAGAUUUUAUUUAAGGAAAAUCUUGUAAUUUUGUAAAGUGGGCCUUAUUAUUGAAAUAUAUUAAGUAUUUGUCCAUCUUGAUUUUAAGAAUGAUAUUUUUUGCAAGAUAAUGUAUCUUCCGCAUUGCUAUUACACUCCUGGAGAGUACUUCUUCCUGUAUUUUGUGUUUGUUAUUUUAAUGCAAGACAUUUCUCACGACCUGGAGACGUGAUGGCACACCGUGGAUCAGAGAGAGACAGAGGCCGGGGUUGUGUCAUAGUCACUGAAGAAUGAGAGCGACGUGCAUCUCGUCAGAGCUGAGCAUGUCUGCGGUGCUGAGCGGUUCGCCAUGUGUCGCCCCGAUCUUGUCGGGGGGCGUUCAGCGCCGCGGCCCCGUCGCCGCUCUGCUCUCCCUCGCUCAUAAAUUCAGGGUUUGUACAUCUUCUGUGCUGUAUGUUUGCAAGUGCUGCCAAAGAAAGAAGCGUGCAGGCCCCAGAAACAUAACAUAAACGCACACAAAUAGGACUUACAUAUAGCUGGAUCUCAUCUCUCCGACACACGUACAUGCACAGAUCUAAGAAUUUCAGGCCUGUACAAUCGUUUUUUGUUUGUUUUUUUAAAUUACCGAGUGUUUAAGUUCAUUUUGUGUGCAGAAGAAGAAGACAGACAGACAGAGGUGUCAAACACAAAAAUGUGUGUAAUGCAUUAAAAUCAAAAGGGUUUUUAUGAUUUAUUAUUGCUUCUCAGUCUGUCAGCGAUGCCAGUUGGACUCUGUGGGGAGGCUGUUUUUUGUUUUUUCUCUCUCUUUGUUUUAGACUUAAUACAUUGUGCAUGUUUUAACCUUACUGUGGCUGGCGCACUCUGCAUGUAGGUCUCUUGAAGCUGCCAACUGUACAGCAAACCAUAUGUAUUCCAAUAAAAAUAAAAACCAACCUGUUUGUAA